This is a messenger RNA of Argiope bruennichi, 3025 nucleotides long. RefSeq lists its product as uncharacterized. The record is from RefSeq and is a predicted model, not a curated record. Lineage: Eukaryota; Metazoa; Arthropoda; Arachnida; Araneae; Araneidae. Bases 779 to 2152 code for a protein of 457 amino acids. The transcript is spliced from 4 exons.
CUGUUGCAAAGAACUUAUUUUUGUAAUCGACCAUUUUAUUUACCACUAUUAUAUAAAUAAUUAAAACAACUUCAGUUAUCCUUUAGAGACACAUGCAUGUUCUGUGUGAUGAAAUGCAAGUGAACGGCCUGUUAGUUUAGACUUGUUAUGAGUAUCAUUCAACUUAAAAAAUUAGUAAAAACAGGGAAUAAAUGGUGAGAUAUUUUUUCUGAAAGAGAAACUUUGAUUAUUUAUUGCAACAAAAUAACAGCUAUUUUCACAGCAUAUGAAAUUUAGCGCAUUCAUUUUUUUGCAUAUUUUUUGGGACAGUUUUUGAAAGUAUUUAAGACUAUAAGUAUUGCAUUGCUUUUUGCUUAUUUGAAUUUGAUAAUUCUCUUGGAAAAGAUGCAUUUUCUUCAGAUAUAAUGGAAUUGCAAGUGUCAAAUUAAAAACAUUUGAAGAAAUCAAAAAUAUAUGCGCAUUGAAAGCAAUAUAAAUUCUUGAAAAUCAUGAUGAUCUAUAUUUCAAAUCUGUUGGUAAACAUAUCUCGGACAUGGAACUGAAGCAUUAAGAAACACAUAUCUUUUCUUCUAGUGAAGUAGUAUAAACUUCUGAAAAGAAAAGCACAGUAGCUUUUAGAAGAAACAUAAAGUUCUGCAUUUUUCUUUAAUAUUGUGAGACCAACUUCAGCAUUUGGAAACAUUGCCCUGUUCUUUGAAAAAUGCCGUUACAAUUCCAUAUAUUUGCGACACCGCGCGAGCAGACUUUUUUCAUAAAUUAAGUUAAGCGUCAUGAAGCUAUGGCAUCUUUUGCUAAGCAUCUCAGUACCCACCUUUACUUCCACAUGGAACGCAACCACCAUAAAUCAGGAAGUCGAAGUAGUCAACCAGGAACUUCUGGCUUUACUCGAAGUGAUCUACAGCACUCGCCAACCACACAAAGACCCCGAGCUUGGAACAAAGAAAACAGUACGGGUGAUCUCGAACCAAGAGGUUAUAGCGGCUACAGUGGCGAGCUUGUACCCUCUUAUGAUGAUUCAAUUAGUGCAGGUAGUCCCCGACAUAUGAGCUCUGAACACAGAGGCAGCAUCAUGGGCAAUGAUUGGCCAGAAGACUAUUUUAGUUAUAGUCCUUACCUUUUAACACCCGAUUUGUCUUCGAAGUCAAGGACACGUAGGCGUCAUAAUCGAAGAUAUGCAAGUUCUUCCGGUAGAUAUGAGGUCUCACUUGAUGAAGAUGAUGACUAUGUCCAUCCCAUGACGGAGCAUCCAAGAAUGAGACCUCCAGAACCUUCUUCUCCAAUAAUGGAUCGAAGACAUCUGCCACCCAUUCCUCAUAGUCCUGCAAGUAGAGAUGGUCGUGAUGACUUUGUACAUCCAUCCGUAUAUCCUGAUGAGCUAGAACAAGAUUGCUUCAUCGUGCCAGCUCACAUGAGGGGACGAUUUCUGCCUGUCAAAGACGAGAUGAACAUGCUGGAAGUAGCCGACCCGAAAGUAUGCAUUAUCAUCGACUUCCGGGAAAAUGGUUCCUUCGCUUCCCAAGAUCUCCCCUUCCCCAGCACGGCCUUGAGACUCACCCCCAAGGAGUGGCUUGCCAGUCAGCUGACCCGUCACCGGAAAGCUUUCAACUGGGUCAAGGAGUCACAGAGCGCUAUAGAGGGAUUGCUGCUAAUGAAUGUGGAGAGACAUAGUCAAUUUCCUUUUGUGACCUACCUUGUCACCAGUACUAUUGACAGUGAUCCUAGACGAAUCAUUCUGCAACUUCGCAGUCAGAGUACAGUAUCGCAGAACUCAGAACAGCUGCAACACACAGCUGGCUAUGAAGAAGUUGCAUCCAUCGUCAAACCAUCUUUAAAUAGCGCCAUAUCCAGCAGAACUGGUUUCAUAAUAUCAGCUUUUCGAGUGUUUCCUGGAGAAGAUCGUGAAAAAUUGGAAAAGAAUUGGUUAACAUGGACAGGAGCUCGCCAAGUCUACACAUCUUUGCCAAAGCAUUUAGGACUACGAAGAUUAACCUUCCAUAAAAAACUUUUUCCUGACGGUGGAAUAACGUAUGUACUCAUGUGUGAAUGUUCCGCGUUGGUGGAACAUGUAACAGAGGCCCUUGUGUUUGUAGACCAUCUCCGAGCUCGAUGCUGUGGUUACACAGCUUUAUACCGGCCGGUGGAUGCCUUUUGAUUCCGUGUUUGAUUGUAUCCCUUUGAGAAUGUAUUGCCGUGCUUUGAGUAUAUACGUUCGAUGUUCUAUAUGUAUGCUGUUCUGUGACGCCAAUGCUCUUUCUAUAGAUUUGUUCGAUGUAUUGAUAAUGUGAAUGAAUAAAUACCACAGAAGAGCAGCAAUGUCAUUUUUCAAUUGUUCAAUCUUAAGAAUUUCAAAAAAAUUCUUGAAUAUAAUUCUGGUCACCUUAAUUUCGUAACAGUACAACUAUUAUGUAUUAUAUAUUGCAGUAACAGUACAAUUAUAAUGUACAGCUAUAAUGUUCAGUGUCAAAGAUUGAGGAUUUCAAAUCAAUUCGGUUCGGCCAGAUUUAACAAUGGAGAAUUAAUUUCAGAGGAAUCAGAGAUUAUAACGAUUUUGCUUUUGAUUGUUACAUAUUUUCGUUUAAAAUACAAACUCUUCUCAAUUUAUUUGAUAUUUGAACUGUGAGAAUCAUAGUAAAGCAAGUGUUUCUACUCAUUUUCCUCAACACCAAUUUUAUUUAAGCCAACAAUAAUUUUUAUUUGAAACAAUCCACAUUUAUGAAACCCAAUAACACUGCCAAUAUUAUUCCUGAAAGUCCUUAAUGAUAUAAACGUGAUAUUUUGAUUUCCAAAAUGCAACAUUUUAGCAUACUUUAAUUAAACACUAAACAGAUACUUAAAUUAGACAUAUUGGAUUCUCAAUGGACCAUUUAAGUAAUUUAUGUUUCAUAAACUAUCUAAAUCUAAAAUUAUUUCUAAAUACAGAAUCAGAAACUAUUCUUGUGGAUAUAAUACUGUAAUAUUUUAUUACAACAAUCAAAAAUGAAAGAAAAUGAAUUUUUGUGCGAAUAUUAUAAAUAUGACUAAACAA